This is a messenger RNA of Pelobates cultripes (western spadefoot toad), 35779 nucleotides long. The record is from the annotation of a GenBank genome assembly. Lineage: Eukaryota; Metazoa; Chordata; Amphibia; Anura; Pelobatidae.
CUCUCUCUCUCUCUCUCCUCUCAAUUCCCUCAAUGUUUGUAUCUCUCUCUCUCUCCUCUCAGUCCCCUCAAUGUUUGUAUCUCUCUCUCUCUCCUCUCAGUCCCCCAAUGUUUGUAUCUCUCUCUCUCUCUCCUCUCAGUCCCCCAAUGUGUGUAUCUCUCUCUCUAUCUGUCUAGGGUUACACUGUAUAUUUCCUCUGACUAUGUAUACAGCCUUCCUCUCCUCCUCCAGAUUCCUCCUCCUUCCUUGAGUUGAGCUCAGUGUCCCUCCUCCUCCUCCCUCACUAGUUCAGCUCUCGCAGUUCCCAUGCUCUCUCUGAGUUUGUUAAUAUUGAGAGCCAGCUGAGUGAGUUCCCCCUGCAGUGACAGUGUAGCCCCCAGCACUCUGUGUGGACUGACCAUGCCCACCAUGUCCUGUAAAUGCAGGGUACCAGUCACCCUUAUCCUGCUGCUGGUCUAUUUCUGCUACCUGCUGGUGGGGGCUGCUGUCUUCUGGGUUCUGGAGAGCAAGGCUGAGGUGGACCAGUCCCUCAUCUUCAAGCAGGAGAAGUGGGAACUCCUGAAGAACCACACCUGCAUGGACAAUGACACCUUGGAGCAGUUCAUCAAGGUAAGUGAGAGGAGUGUCCUUCCAUAUAACAUGGGAUACUUCAAGUAAACCACUCAUGUGUGGUCUUCAAACAUCUGGUGGGAGGAGAGCAGGACCUGCCAGGUGACAAGAAGCAGUGGCAUUGCCCUUUGUUACAUUAAUGUCACAAUAUGUUUUGUAUCCUGGGGUGGCCUGCACUGUCAUCUGUUUCAAGAUGUGACUUAUCCAGAUGAAUUGUCUACAUGAUAUCUUAUUUCUUCAAGUUCAGCUUGAGUCAAAAUGUAGUGAAGUAUGGAAUCAUAAAUAAGUAAGCAAGCAGAUACUAAAAGUUAAUGUGUGGGAUUCGUUCCAAGAGCUUCCAAUCUAGUAUCACUGCCAUAAAUUAUUAUUAUUUAUAUAGCGCCAGCAUAUUCCAUAGCGCUGUACAUUAGAGCUGUAAUUGUUGGGGACUGAUAUGGUAGUGGGCAACAUACUGGUAUAUCGUCUGGUUAGAGUAGUGGUAACAUCACAGCCUUAGAACUGGGGAUACCCAUUCAGAUCACGUAACCAGUAGGUGUCCUUGGGUAAGACACAGUACGGUAUAUAUCCACCUAUCUCAAAUCCUUAUAGCUUGUGAGCUGGAUUGAGCAGGGCCUUCUUCAUCUCCAAAUAUGCCCUUUUUAUAAUUGUAAAAUGCUGCUGCGCAAUAUGUGGCGCUAUAUGAAUAAUAGUAAUAUUUUCUCUAUAUAUAUUUCAGUCAGUUAAAUUUUAAGGGUGAUUAUGAUUUUACAUUUUCUGUGGGGUGCCUGUAAAAUGUUAUGUUAUGCUAUAAUGUAUCUGAAUGUGGGAUUUAUCCACUAAACAGUAUAUUGUGGUGAUUGGAAAGACAAAGUCCAACAAUUAGGACAAAUUAUCUGCGUUUAACUCAAUUCAGUUUAGUCAUUAUUUAAUUUAGUGAGUAAAUUGGUAUUUUCAAUUUUGUAACUGUGUUAUUGUUUUAAUGCAGCACAAUUUAAAUUUAGUAAGUGAAUCCCUAAGACACCAGCGUUAUUUUCCCCUGAUGCCCGGAGCCUACCUUAUCAGUAGUUACUAAUAUACUAUGUGAUUGUUAGGGAAAUCCUGGAACCCUCCCUUUUGUACACUUUUUUGUGCCAAAAGUCCCUAUAAAACAUGCACAUGCAGUUUUACUCAAUUAGAGGGACACCCUCAACACCUUAACCCCCUAUGGCUUAUUGCAUGUCUUAUUAUUAUAUUAUAUGACUUAUUAUACAAAUUAUUGUACGUCUUAUUAUUAUAUGACUUAAUAUACAAAUUGUAGUACAUUAUAUGACAUGGCCUAUUGUAUAGCUUUAGAAUGUCCCAUGCAAUAAACUGCACAAUAAAACGCACAACAAGCUGUACAAUAAAACGUACAAUAAGCUGUACAAUAAAACGUACAACAAGCUGUACAAUAAAACGUACAAUAAGCUGUACAAUAAAACAUACAAUAAGCUGUGCAAUAAAACGUACAACAAGCUGUACAAUAAAACGUACAAUAAGCUGUACAAUAAAACGUACAACAAGCUGUACAAUAAAACGUACAACAAGCUGUACAAUAAAACGUACAACAAGCUGUGCAAUAAAACGUACAACAAGCUGUACAAUAAAACGUACAACAAGCUGUGCAAUAAAACGUACAACAAGCUGUACAAUAAAACGUACAACAAGCUGUGCAAUAAAACGUACAACAAGCUGUACAAUAAAAUGUACAACAAGCUGUACAAUAAAACGUACAACAAGCUGUGCAAUAAAACGUACAACAAGCUGUGCAAUAAAACGUACAACAAGCUGUACAAUAAAACGUACAAUAAGCUGUGCAAUAAAACGUACAACAAGCUGUACAAUAAAACGUACAACAAGCUGUACAAUAAAACGUACAAUAAGCUGUACAAUAAAACGUACAACAAGCUGUACAAUAAAACGUACAAUAAGCUGUACAAUAAAACGUACAAUAAGCUGUACAAUAAAACGUACAACAAGCUGUACAAUAAAACGUACAACAAGCUGUGCAAUAAAACGUACAAUAAGCUGUACAAUAAAACGUACAAGCUGUACAAUAAAACGUACAACAAGCUGUGCAAUAAAACGUACAAUAAGCUGUACAAUAAAACGUACAAUAAAUAAAACGUACUGUACAAUAAAACGUACAAGAAAACAUACAAUAAGCUGUGCAAUAAAACGUACAACAAGCUGUGCAAUAAAACGUACAAUAAGCUGUACAAUAAAACGUACAAUAAGCUGUGCAAUAAAACGUACAACAAGCUGUACAAUAAAACGUACAACAAGCUGUACAAUAAAACAUACAAUAAGCUGUGCAAUAAAACGUACAAUAAGCUGUGAAAUUAAACGUACAACAAGCUGUGCAAUAAAACGUACAACAAGCUGUACAAUAAAACAUACAAUAAGCUGUACAAUAAAACGUACAAUAAGUUGUACAAUAAAACGUACAAUAAGCUGUACAAUAAAACGUACAAUAAGCUGUGAAAUUAAAUGUACAACAAGCUGUGCAAUAAAACGUACAAUAAGCUGUACAAUAAAACGUACAACAAGCUGUGCAAUAAAACGUACAAUAAGCUGUACAAUAAAACGUACAACAAGCUGUACAAUAAAACGUACAACAAGCUGUAGAAUAAAACGUACAAUAAGCUGUGAAAUUAAAUGUACAACAAGCUGUGCAAUAAAAAGUACAAUAAGCUGUACAAUAAAACGUACAACAAGCUGUACAAUAAAACAUACAAUAAGCUGUGCAAUAAAACAUACAAUAAGCUGUGAAAUUAAAUGUACAACAAGCUGCGCAAUAAAAAGUACAAUAAGCUGUACAAUAAAACGUACAACAAGCUGUACAAUAAAACAUACAAUAAGCUGUGCAAUAAAACGUACAAUAAGCUGUGAAAUUAAAUGUACAAUAAGUUGCAGCGGUUUAGGUCACUGACGUUCCUCUUUAACUGUUUCAGAUAAAUACUGGGGUCAGUUUUUCCUGGUUGCAGGAAAAAACAAUCUGCUCCUGGGUUUAAGACAAUUCAGCAAAUCCAACCAAGAAUUGUAUAAUUUACUAAUUAAAAAAAUUACCAGCUAACAGUUUUUUCCUCUCGUUUGUAUUUGUUUGUACAAAUAAUGUUUCAGAUGUACGAGAAGCCUAGGUCAGCUGAUUUCGUAUCUGUUUGUUCGAGAUGUGAGAUACUAAUGUUUGCAUUUACUUUGUGGCCCCAAUAGUAAGAGAACACUGCAACCACCAUAACCACUACUACAUGAUGUCGUGGUUAUGGUACCAGGAGUGUCAUUGCGCCUCGCCAUUGUAAACAGUUAAAUCAUUUUAGAACGAUUUAUCUUCUUACUCGUGGUCCCCAAACUGCCUUUACAGCAUCCAACAGAAACCCUGAGCUAAGCACCACGGUGCAAAGCUAGCAUGCUGGCUGAGAGUGCCAGCUGAUCACCCUCAGCCAACCACAGACAGCUUCCUGCUCCCUCUAAGAUGUAAUGGAGGCAGGGAGCGGACCCCUGGUAAGAAGUCAUACUACUCCUAAAUGGUUUGACUGCCAAAGCAUUCAAGGCACUAUGCUCUGUAGUGGUUAUAGUGCUUGGAGGGUUCCUUUAAGCCACCUCUAAUGCUACGCUUGAUCAGUGCUCUGACUAUGCUGGUGCUUUAUCGAUAAAAUAAUUAUCAGGGGAGGGUUAAGAAACUAUUGAAGAUUAUUUCAAUUAUAAUAAAUCAAUUGCAGCUUGGAGGAUAAAAUUCAAGGAUUUGUGAUCUGGCAAAAAUAACAGGAUAAAUGUAUAUCUUACCGGGACAUUACAGUUGGUCUAAUAAGGAAAUAUGAAAUAUCUAAUUUCUCCUGUUUCUAACGUUAACAUUACCAAAAUAUUACGUUUUUUCUUCUAAUAUCCCAUUACAGUCAGCUUUACUGUGCUAGAAACAUUGUUUAUAUAGCCUUGUCCAAGCACUGCUCACACAAUGUAGCUGGACUGUCUUUAAAGGAAAUGUCAUUUUUAGCAGCUUCUGCAGUGAGCCCUCCUUAGACCAGGAAUUGGCUGAUGUGCAGAUGUUUUCUCUGGAGUUCCUGACCAUAGCUCCUCAUCACUAGAUGUUUAUAGAAUAUGUAUUUCAGCAAUUUCAUUCAGCUUGCCAUAUGGCUCCAUUCAUGUUUUCACAUAGAGGGAGCUAGUUGCACGCACAGCCUGUUAGACAUUGUGAGGAUCUGUUUUCUAAGUAAGAACUGAUGUAGCCAUAGCAACGGGGUGAUCUUUGCAAUUAUAAGCAAGUGUGUGGACGUCUGGGAUAUCGUUUGCACCGUACAUUAUACAAGAGUUAUAAGCUAUUGUGGUGCCAGACGUUUCCCUUUAAGAUAAAUCUUCUACAAAAUGUAAAAUAAAUCCCCCAACUCCCAAACAGUGCUCUGUGCACCUAGUUUAGAUUAUUUAAAAUUCACAAUCAUAUAACGUGAUUAAAUCUGCACUCUGGAAAAAGUACAUUUUUUAAAUAUUAUACAAACUCUGCUUAUGCACAGUGUGUUAUACUGGGCAAAGGGUCAGAUUAAAGCCCUCUAUCUGUGUGUAAUGCACAGGGUAUAUGGCUGGAGCACUACGUUUCUUCGACACACGGGAAGGAUUCACACACGGGGAGGAUCACUCAAUCAUUCUUAGGGCCCAUCACAUUUCAGCUCAGUACAAUUUCUAUAAAACGUACAUUGAAAGUUUUACGACUUAUCAGAGCUGUUAAUUUUUUUUCUUCUGGAUAUUUUUGAUUGGUGGGAGCUUCUUCAAUGGUUUGCGUUGAUCUGAUCUGGAUAACAAUAUUUAUUAAAAGAACUUUCAUUAAGAGAAAUGAUUGUGUCUUGCAAAGGCCAUGGCUCUAUUGCCUUUAAUUGGGAACUUUAAAUUAGCAGACACACAGGGGUCUCCUCCAGGUAAACAGAGAGGGCACUUGAGUGUUGCCCAGGAAUUAAAGGAGCAGAAUUAGCAGGAAAAGGUCUGUGCCCAAAUUCAUAGUGAUGAACUGGGUUUCAGUGGGCCCACUCCCCAUGUCUGGAAUGAAAAUGGUUUGGCCCAGAUGUAGGCUGUGAAUUGUGGAGUCUUAAGAACAAACCUGGCAAAUUUUCAACUAUGCCAAUUUCAGAGACACACAUCUGAAUUCUAAGGAACCAGUUCUCCCCUCCAUUGCCUACAAUGGAGGGGAGAACUGGUUCCUUAGAAUUCAGAGGUAAGUUUCAACCCUUGAUGGUCAAUGACAUCAUAACUGGGUGCCAUUUCAACCUGGCCUUUAAUGAUUUUUUUCAAAGUGCAAUGUCCCGCUCAUGUAGUGGCGAGAGGACCAGCAAUGCUGGAUUGGUGUGAGCCAGAUAGUGAUAACAGGAUGAAAGGCCCCAGGUCCUUCAGGGGAAAACACAUUUACUGGAAAAAACUGUUUUAGAAAUUUUGUUAUAAAAAACAAACAAAUAUGUGUGCCCUGUUACCUUUAAAAUCAGCGAGCGCUUUACUUCAAUUAAUUCCCUUUUUAUUUAUUUAUUUCUUCUGUAUUUGUCUUAUUAACACAAUGAGCAAACAGAUAUUGCCUUUUCUGUCAUCCUUAAUGACUUGGUUUUAGCUGAUUGGAAUUCCCGACUCAGAGCAAACACUGCUCAACUCGCACUCCGUGACAGCUGUUUGAUGUUGUAUCUGGCAAAGUAAAGAGGAAUAUUGCCCGCUUCCUCACCCAUGCAAGGGGUUGUAGGCUGCCCAGGUGCGGGCACAUCUGACAUUAUUAACGCACACAACCAGCCGUUAUAAUGGAUGUUAACAGUGCCAGCAGCACAGCUACUCCGGACUACAACUCUUAUCAUGCUGAGCAAGAAAAAAAGGCUACGUUCCUGCUGCUAGGCACUAAAAUAAUGCUCAGCCAAAGGGUUUAUUUCUAGACUGCCACUCUCAUCACCCUCUAGACCAGGCUUCCACUACAACUUCCAUGAUUCUCAGCCUAUCUAUUUCAUUUGUAGAAUCAUGGGAGUUGUACUUCAGCAACAUCUGGAGGGCCGGAGUUUGGGGAAACCUGCACUAGACUGUAAGCUCGUUUGAGCAGGGUCCUCAACUACCUAUUGUUCUGUUACAUUUUGUUAUUGUCUUAUUUGGUAAAUUCCACUCUUAAAGCGCUACGGAAUAAGCUGGCGCUAUAUAAAUACCAAUAAUAAUAAUAUUAAUAAUCAUUCAUAGCCGGUAGGAUUGAUUUCCUAAUUUGUGUGACUUGAUCUUGUGAUUAGGCUAUCUCUGGAACUGCAACUCCCCAGCACUGGAUUAAAGUAGCACGUAAUCAAUCUCAUCCAUUAAUUCUUGCUGCCGGCAUGCUGGAGAACUAACCCUAUCAAUUGCUGCCAUGGUUUAAACGAACAGGUGCAUGUUAAGUGAAGCACCUGGAGCUUUCCUUUAAACACCCGGCUGAGAGUUGUGUUAUUGUAAUCUAAUCAGCAUCAUUCAGGCAAGAGUCUUCCAAAAGGUGACAAGCUGGCAGGAAUGGGACUAGAAGUGGUUUUAGCAGUACAUGUCUGUGUGAGUGGGUAAGUAUCUGCCAACAGUAAUCACAGCAGGAAACACCGCAAACAUUGUGACAUUUACUUGUUUAAACUAUAAUCCUACCUUGUCACACUGGAAAAGUUUAAACCUAAAUAUCCAUUGUCACUUUAUUGUUAAAUGUCACUAGGCCAGCACGCAAGACAUGUAUGGAUGGAUUGCCACAGUUAGUCACUAAACUUACAGAUGUAGCAAGCGAAAUUGAUAUUUUAAAAAUAACUCAAACUAUAGCCUAAUAAACUGUAACCGAGUUAGAGAAUGCUUCGUGAUCAGCUAUAUAAAGGUCAUCUUUCCCCUCAAAACUAUUGCAUCAAUUGUUUUGGAACAGUUGGAAAUAGAUUUUAUUUUAAUGAAGUAUAUGUAAAAAAUGAGAGAAACUCCUCCCUACAUUUAGAAUAUGACAGCAUCCUUCAGCCAUAUACAUACACUUAGGGUCGGACAGUCAAUGGUCUUCCUUGCUUCUCUCUCUGCAUAGAAACAGGGAAAACCAUAGAGACUAAGUGUUCGUUUUCAAACACUAUCUGACCCAAGGUGUAUGUAUAUGGCUGAAGGAUCCUGUCCUAUACAAAAAUGUAUGAAAUGUUUAUUUUAUUAAACAUAGUUUUGAGGUGACUGUUGUCCUUUAAGCCUUCAUUUUGUCGUUCAAUUCACUACAAUUUAUUUUUGCUCGGUCUGAGGACCCUGGGCGUCCCCCGGAUAAGGUAAGUACCGCCACAGUUUCAGAAUGUCCUUACUGUGUUCUACAGUCUGAACCGACCAAUACAGCUAGUCUGGGCUGGCAAGAGGGAAGUUAACCCUUAAGUCGCUCCAUCCUGAUUAGGUCCUACAGGUUCCAAAGAUUCUCGUGCGUCGUUAUGGCCGCUUGUAUAGACUGUGACCCAAUCCUGUGCAUCACUACUCUUUAAACAGAGGACACGGAGAGCUUUACACUUUCCCUUUUUGAAAACAAAAACUUCAUCAAGAGACGUCUAUAGACUUAGUCUUGUAGAGUAGACCAGAUAAAGACUGCAGAUGGAGAUUAUUUCACGGUGUAAUACCCCAACACACAGAAUUUAGAUAGGAGAUAACGUAUUACCGGCCCGUAGAAUGGCUGCACUAAACGUUAGACAGAGAAAAAGUGUAAUCAGAGACGAGACGAGGUCAAGGCAAUGGAGAGACAGCGAAAACAAGAACUAGCCAGAGCCAGCUACACAGUAAUCAGUCAGACAGGCAAACAAGACAGGAAAUGGUUAGAGAUAAAUUCAGAGUCAGAUACAAAGCCAAGGUCAAUAUCAGAAUAAAGAGAUCAAGGAAUGUACUGAAACAGAAACCACGAUAGGGCAAAGUGGAUAGGGCUAUGGAAGUUUAAAUAUCCUUAACUAACAUUUGUUUGGCUCACGUCAUGCCCACGCCCCCAAAAAAUGUGUGUGUGGGGGCGUCGGAAUGAUGUGAGCCAAUGGGAGCCUGAAUCUACUUUUGGCUCCCACUGCCCCUUUAAGAGCGCGCUCCUAGUACCAGGGGGGUUGCGUGACCGCUCAUUGUGGUCAGUGCACGUGGCCUGCUCAGAAGGGGAGAUUAAGCCACGCGCCCCCCGGUAAGGUAAGUACCGCCAUAGUUUCAGAAUGUCCUUACUGUGUUCUACAUGAGGAGAAGGCCUUGUGUGGUGUCCUGUAUCUACAUGUGCUGUGACCCACACUGGAGCUGGGGCCUUUGCUGGGGUCUUCUAUAACUGCUCAUACUAAGUAUCCAGGGCGCUAGAUGUUCCAGAUGUUCUGGGCAAAUCAGCUGCUUCCACCAGGUGAAGACAAAGCUUUAUCUCGAAAUUUCCCAAACUCCUUUCCUGUUGCUGUACUCUUCCAUGGGGAACACUGCUGUUCAUGACAAUAUUAAGAGUUCUAGUAUUUAAAGCAGUGAUAAUGAACCUCAGAUCAGGAUCCUAUAUCUGUCCUUCUCAUUAUUUUACUGGGUCACCAAAGAUAGCAAAGGAAACAUCAUAUUUAUCAGGCAACUGCCCAGAAUAUAUCUACAGAUGCAGUGCUGUCUACCUGGGGUCCAUGAGGGCCUCUGAGACCCUGGGGAGAGUUUAAUGAAGGUGAAAUAACUUUACUAUCUGAUACGCUGCAAUUAAAGUGGGCCACUGAGUCACUAAGCUAAUUUUAACAUUGAGGAAUGUAUCACCCAUAAUACAUGUUACUAUGUAUAUAAAGAUUUACAACUUUGAAAAACUGAAUUGAAAAACAACCUUUGAGUUUCAAAAGGAAUGGGUCACCAAGUUCAUGCUGUGUUCAUAACUUGGAUCCAGGUGAAAAGACCUAACAUGCACCCCUGCUUCACUUCACGGGACAUCACAUUAUUCUCUCUCCCCUUCUGUGACUCUUGCCUUGUUCCUGUCAUUAGGUGUGCUAUUGGCAUAAUGGGUGAGGUUCACCUUCUAGGACUACCCUGUCCGUAUCAUGUUUGAAUAAGCAAGCUCCGUGUUACAUUUUUAGUAAACACUGUUUACAUAGUGUAAGCCUUGUUUUGUUAGCUGGUGACACAGUGACACAGUGACACAGUGACACAUUGUAUUGCUAUGAGGAGUGUUUUGUCUCUUAUGGUAACAUUUCACACGUAUCGUCAUUUUCUCUGCAUUGCAAACAGGAUAGUCCAUCAUUGUGAUGACAUAAAACAAUAUCACGAAGCAGAGAAUCUGGGUUCCAUGAACGUCACUGAUUGCCACAGAAUAAAUUACAUUAAGUUAGCUGCUCACUCCUUGAAUGGCUCCUGGACCUCUACUCACAUGGCCUGGAGCAAAGGUCACACAUCUUGCCACACAUCAGACCUACUAGCCCUUUCACCAUACUGGCAUUGCCAGGAGAAGGAAGGGUUAAUUAACUUGGUCCAUCAUAUGGUAGAAGAUAUGUGCCCUGUAUGUGUUUGCAUGUAAGGGGAGCAUCUUCCCCAUUUUGUGUAAAAACACUGAAGUGAUUUGAUGAAAGGUAGUGUUUUCCUGGCACCUACAGCUCUACAUAGAUGAAUAAAAGAUUUGGAGAUAAAACCAUGAGUAUUACGCUGGAACACAGACUUUGGGGUUAAACCGUUCGAGAAUGAUUUAAUCCCUUAGCACAAGGGAUAUCCCGGUACCAUAACAACUUAAUUUCAAUGAUGCUUUUAUGGUGUCUGGAGUGUUCUUUUAAGGCCAGAGUAGCCAAACUGAAAGCAUAACUGGCUUAGAGAAUUUGUCAAGUUUGGCUAUAUUCACCUUAAAUUUAAAAUUCACUCUUUGAAAAUAACCCUGUGUGACACUAUCACCCUCUCACACCGAAUGUGUGGACUUUGUUGUAACAAUUGUUGCAAUUGUUAGCGAUAAAUAAUAAUGAUUAUUAUCCCCUGUGAAUGAAUGGGCUGUUUACUCAAUGUUUAGUGAUAUAUCUGGAUUUGUUUCAUCAGACCAUGUGAGACCAUGUGGGUCUGUGUGUAAUUGUUUAUGUUGUGAAAAUACUGCGUUAUUCAUUGAUUGACAAACACUGUUGUAAGUGGAAAUGUCCUUUCAGAUAACACAAUGAUUUUACACAUUUGCUUUACUCAUAUAUUUAAUGGAUUAUUCCUAAAGUACCGAAUAAGAAGUUUUGCACUAAUCAGAUAAUUUUUUUUAAAUUAACAUUAAUAUCCCCCUCUUAUUGAGUAUGACAGGAGUAUUCAGAAGUGCUGGAUUUAACCCUGCAAUGUAAACAUUGCUGUUUUUAAAUAAGGACAGGACAUUCAACCAGGCCACUUUUGGAUGAAGUGGCCUCUGUGAUUUUAGCGGUCCUUUAAUUGUGGUAAUCUACCCUGCAUGAAGCUUGGGUUAGAAGUCGUACAUCUUAAAGCCACCAAGAGCUUGUGGAAUGACUAAUAUUCUGUACUAAGAUCCUUAGAACUGACAGUAAGUAAACACCUAUGUGAAAUUCCUACUUGAGUCAAAGACCUGGGAUUUAGCCAGCUGACUUCUGACCAUGGGCCACCACGACAUUGUUCUCUAAAUUAUUGUUGACUAGUAUCAAUGACCCUAAUAAAAUUUAUUGGCAAAACAAGUGAUGAUAAUGAGGUUAAGGUGCGAUAGAUAUCUCUUCUGAAUACUCUAAUAUUAAACCAUAAAAAAUAAUACCAGCAAAUCUGGAUAAACAAAAAGGAAAAAGCACCGGGCUUGUGAAAUCUGCACUCAUUUCCUGAAAUGAUUUAUAAUUCUCAGAACAUUAGAAGUGUUUAUUAUUUAAUGAUGUCUGGUGAUUCUCCUACACUUUUCUUCCCAUUUGAUUGGAGCAGCUACAUUGUUUCAGAUAAAUAGAUCAAAUAACCAAAACAUCCGAAAAAUUGAGGACCAUUGUCUUAUUUUAAGACCCCGUGUCACCCUUUCUCCAUGUGAUAAGGGAUUUAUUGCUGCGUUAGUACGGAUGUUACCAUGGCCCAGCUACUAGGGUGUAAUAUCUCCAGCCUGGGGGACCCAGCACUGAGGGGAUUCCAAUCAGUAGAUGGAAAUGCGUUACUACAAACUGUAAAGCCAUAAUUCUGGUGCAUUCACUGUGUUCAUUGACCAUAGCUAUGUUUUCUAUUCACAUAUUAUCCCGUCAGUGUAGGCUCUGUGGCUAUGUCACUUCUAAAUCCUGCUAAAUUUUCAGGCUGGACAAAAGUGGUAAGUGGUGUCCCUCAGGGUUCUGUUUUGGGACCACUUCUAUUUAACAUAUUUAUAAAUGAUCUUGAAAUAGGCAUUGAAAGCCACGUAUCAGUGUUUGCAGAUGACACAAAACUUUGUAAAGUAAUAAAAUGUGAGCAGGAUAUUGCUUUGUUGCAGAGAGAUUUGGAUAGAUUGGGGGACUGGGCACUAAAAUGGCAGAUGAAAUUUAACAUAGAGAAAUGCAAAGUUAUGCACUUCGGGGUUAAGAAUGCACAAGCAACUUACACACUAAAUGGUAGUGAAUUAGGGAUAACCACACACGAGAAGGAUUUGGGCAUUGUUAUAGACAACAAAUUAGGCAGCAAUAUGCAAUGUCAAUCUGCAGUUGCUAAGGCCAGUAAGAUUUUGUCAUGUAUAAAUAGGGGCAUAAAUUCUCGGGAUGAAAAUAUAAUUUUGCUUCUUUAUAAAUCGCUGGUAAGACCACACCUUGAAUAUGCUGUGCAAUUUUGGGCGCCUGUUCUAAAGAAGGAUAUCAUGGCACUGGAGAGGGUCCAGAGACGAGCUACAAAAUUGAUAAAAGGAAUGGAGCAUUUUAGUUAUGAAGAAAGGUUACAAAAAUUAAAUCUGUUUCGUUUGGAAAAACGGCGCCUGAGAGGGGAUAUGAUAACUUUAUACAAAUAUAUUCGGGGCCAGUACAAACCUUUAUCUGGAAAUCUAUUCAUAAACAGGGUUAUACAUAGGACACGAGGUCACACAUUUAGGCUGGAAGAAAGGAGAUUUCAUCUAAGGCAAAGAAAAGGUUUUUUUACAGUAAGAACAAUAAGGAUAUGGAAUUCUCUGCCUGAAGAGGUGGUUUUGUCAGAGUCCAUACAGAUGUUUAAACUGAAAUUGGAUAAAUACUUACAAAAACAUAACAAACAGGGAUAUAAUUUCUAAUUAGUGGAGUAAUAGCUGAUUGAUCCAAGCAGACAUCUGACUGCUAUUUUGGGGUCAAGAAGGAAUUUUUUCCUAAUUUGUGGCAAAAUUGGAAGCGCUUCAGACCAGGUUUUUUGUCUUCUUUUGGAUCAACAGCAACAACAUUUCUGAGGAAGGCUGAACUUGAUGGACGCAAGUCUCUUUUCAGCUAUGUAACUAUGUAACUAUGUAGCUACUGUAGUGUAAUAUUGCUGCUAAUCUUCUAGUAUCAAUAUUUGAUUCUGAUUGUCUGUCUGAUGUGGCCUGGUUUUGUCUUAAUAUGUUUCUGUCCUCUGCUAGAUGUUACUUAAUGCCGCCUGCACUGACCGAGGUCAGUGCAGGCGGCAUUAAAGGGACUCUAUAGUGCCAGGAAAACAAACCCAUUUUCCUGGCACUAGAGAAUUUCAUUAUCUAUUAUUUAUUUAUUUAUUUUAACUGACCCCACACAGAAUUACUGUCCGAAAAGAGUUCCAGGAAAUCAGGCUGUGUGGUCGGUCUAUUUCGGGGAUUCGUAGUAGCAUAUAAAAUACUAAACGUAUAGCUUCAGGAGUAGGCUUAGUUUAUGUCUCUCAUUUGGGAGUUUAUUCUUACUGAACGCUGUUCGAUUCCCAUUCGAAUAGUCGAACAGUGGAAGGCAUGUGGUUAGUGGUGUUCGUACCGUCGAGUGUCCGAUUUGAGUUCCGUGUACUCGACGACCAAACACCGCUCAUUGUGCCCGCAGCUUAAGAUGACUGCCACCCCGUGUUCGAAUGCCAGGCGACCACUUCGAACCGCUUCGGGAGUUCAAAGUUUAACCAUACAAGUCUAAAAGGCACAAACAGUGUCUUUAACCAAAGUCUAUUACAGGAACCAUAGUCACAGGGCAGGAGGCUGGCAAACAGGCUCCUCCAAAAGCCAGUGGCGAGGUUACUUUAGCCACAGAAAGAAUUAUUAAGUGUUUUCCUACGGGGAUUCCAGCGACACUGGAGGUUUCCACGCAUAUCGUGAGGACGUCCAGCGUCAUUUAGACAACCAAAUGUCUAAACUUGCAAGGUAAUUAUUGCAGUUUAUAAAAACUGCAAUAAUUACACUUGCAGGGUUAAGGGUGAUGGGAGUUGGGAGUUGGCACCCAGACCACUCCAAUGGGCAGAAGUGGUCUGGGUGCCUGGAGUGUCACUUUAAGGAACAACUAAAACCUAAAUUGUUACUUGAUUAUCAAUAGUAGUGCUCCUCAACCCUCUCCUCAAGGUACACCUAAUAGUCCAAGAUUUAGGGAUUACCCGUGUGUGUCUAAGGUGUUUAAAAAAACAAAACAACUAAAAACAAUUUAGACUCUAUGGUGUUUUUUUUUUUCUUUUUCUAAGCACUUUAGACACACCCGGGUAAUCCCUAAAUCCUGGACUGUUAGCUGUGCCUUGAGGAGAGGGUUGAGGAGCACUGUUUCUGACAUUGACUGAACUUUGCUCACUUCUUCAGUAGUUAUGGUGUAGCCCAUGAGCCAAAGUGAACCAUCACAAAUGCUGUAUGGAUACUGAAGGUCAUACGAUUAAUGGAAAAUAGCUAGAAAACUGUGGCGAAAGUGACCUCGCCACUGGUUUUUGGAGGGGCCUGUUUGCCAGCCUCCUGCCCUGUGACUAUAGCCCUGUGGUGAACUUUGGGCUAAAAACACAGUUUGUGCCUUUUUCCUUGCUAUGGUGCAGUAUAUGGGCCUUGUCGAAUGGAUAAGGCUUAUGGUGUUCAUUUACUGAACAAACUGACGAACAGCCAGACCACCCGCAAGUGGUGUGCGCUGCUUGUUAACCUCCCAGAAGUUGUGGUUAACCACAGCUUAAUUAACAAACGGCUGGGUGGUCAUCGUUCUUAUGCAUGAACACGUGGCGGCGGCCAUCUUAAACUGUCGAACGGCCAGCAGUGUUUUGUCGACGAGCGCAUGGAACUGUUUUAGCUGGAACUUCCAGCAAUUCGUUUCUUUUUCCUACGAAAGCAGCGGCUUUCGGUACAUUGAAGCACAUGAACAAGAGACACUGGAGAAUCAGAUACACAAACAGUCCUUUCGUUAUUUUAACUUGUUUCCCUGCCCCUGAAAUAGACCGGCCGACCCAGCUGAACUUAUGGAACUAUUCUGGGCAGUAGCCUCGUGGGCGGCCGGGCAGAAAUGUGACCUCCAGCUAACUUUAUAACCCCUGAACCGAUCUGGGUGAUUUUUAAGUAUGUUGUUCCCCCAGAUCGGGGUUAUCAGGAAAUGUAUGUUUUAUGGGGGUCUUCUAUGUUUUUAGGGUGAUUUCAGAAAUGUGUAAAAACUUGUAUUUUUCGUUUGGAGAUAAUUGAGUUGAUACAGUAAUUAACUCAAUUAUCUCCUAAACAGAAGGGAAGGAUUGUGUACACUGUAUGGGAGUGACUGAAUGUAAAACCCUGUUUCUAUUGGCUUGUUAAUCCUGUGUCCCUGUGCCCAACUAGGUCCACCUGGGUGUCACCCUUGUUGUAAAACUUGUAUAAAAGGCCAUCAAAGGCCAGUGUGCCCAUUAAACCUUGAGUUCCUGUUUUACUCUCAACAUAGAGUCUCUGUCUCAUGUGUGGGGGGAAAGGCUGCAUCUACCUUGGGGAUUGCUAUACCACUAUACUCCCCAGGGAUUAUAAUCAUUAAGCUCUUUUAAGAGCUGUUCCUGUUGUUUCCUUUUGGAGGAGAGGUUCCCCCCACUGGAAGCUGGAUCCUGAUCUUGGCACUGGGUCGGUGGAGGAUGGCGAGUCCCAGCCAAGUUGUAAAGCUGGACGUGGGGACUGCGGUGCUGAUGGUGUCUGAUGGAGUGCUUGGAGUCCUUGGGGAGCAGUAGGAGCAUCCAUCCGUGGAGGUACCCAACUGGGGUACAGGAAGCUCUGUUAUAAAGACAAAUAUGUAAGCAUUUUUUUUUUUAUAAUAAGUGGAGUUUUCCUGUUGGAAAUAUAUGUAAAUGUUAAAUGUACCAUCUGCGGGUGGUUUAAUGUAUGUUUAAUUUCCAGCUUUUGGACUGACAGCUAUGGCUCUGCUUUCACACUGUAUUUUGUAAUUUUUAUAAAUUUGUCAAGCAAACGUCUCCAGGGACAGGGUUUUGGAAGCAGGAAGCUAAAGUGGUUAUGGUGUCUCCUUUUAAAGGGGAGCCUCAAUUCAUAGGGUUUUUAAUAUGAUGUUUGCAUAUCUGUUAUAUGUAUUUGUUAUUUGUGCUCGGAAUUUAAUUGGUUAAAGAAUGUGUUAGAAGAUGGCUGAGGUGUGCCGAAACCAACGUAUGAGUACGCCUGUAAUAAAUAGAGGGCAAAUUGAUGAUGCAGGAAAUUGUGAUAUCAUUUUCAAAAUCUUUAAAUAUUGGAAAAUGGAAAAGAAAAUGGAAAAUCAGAUGGAAUAAAGGAUAGCACUAGUUAUAGGUGGUUUUCAAUGUUUUACUCAGUUGUGUAAAUCCUGAGAAGUGACACUUCCGUUUAUGUUGUGUAUGAAAUGACAGUAACACUUUCAUGAUGUGUCAUGUUUACCGGCUGCUCUUUCCUUAUCAGGGAGCUGGAUAGAGACAAGGCUACUGAAGAGAUAGCCAACUGAAGAGAUAUUUCUGUGACCUGACGGAAGAUGUUUAUUGAGUAACAUCCAGUUUAGAUGAAGAUGUUGAAUUUCUCAGAAACAGGAAAUAAACUCUGUGUUAAAGAGCAUGUGUUUCAGUAAAAGUGCAGCCUGCAGGUCCAUCUCACCCUAAGAAUACAUUGUUUGGCCUUUUGACAGUCAGAGGUUUAUUCGCUAAACAGGAAAUUGCUUAUUGAUUCACGUGGGGAGAAAAGGAACAAACAUAAUAGUGGCCACAAUAGAUAGAUGUCAGAACACACUGUGCAUUGCAGUUUGCUGCGUAUGGGGCUUCAUACCGCAGACCAGUCAGAGUCUGGUGGAGUGUGGAAGCUGGCCUCCUGCCAACUGACUAUGGUCCAGGUCUGAGACACUGUUUGGGACCUACCUUGCCCCCAUUAGCAGCUUUCCCUUGGUGCCCCUGGUUCGCCACUUUCCCAAAUGGAACCAAACACUAGCUCUCUGGCGGCUGUUCGCAUGAACCAAACCUAUGAAUAGUCCUCAGCGGUACUUAGCUGCGACCACUAUGGAACUAAUUUCGGCAUUGAGGACUUCAUGGGUUCUUGGUCACAUCAGCGGGACUUAGGCACGAAUGUUAUGGAUCCUUUUUCAGCAUGAGGUGACCGCGCAGUUCACUGACAACUUGGUUCGCAGUUUUGAACCACUUUAAAAUUCGCCAGGAGAGCGCUUUUUGGAGGGAUGGUGCCUGAGACUAAGGGGAACAAACGCUGCCUAAGAGCCAGGCAGAGCACCCCAUAUUGCGGCCGCAGGAGCUCCUGAAAUUUGACUGGCAAAAGCACCAAAUGCCCUGGAACUAUUUUCAGCACAGGACCACGUGUGUGGCCAGUCAGAACUUUAACACGGUGGCGUUUACCCUACACUGUAUGGAUCUGAGCGCUAUUUGGAGAAAUUGGCCAUUCAGAUCAGGGCUAUUUGUGGAGUUAUUGUAUGUUUUAUGAUGUUUUGGGGUGCUUUUAUGUUUUUUUUGUGGUUGGCUCUCUGUUCCUGUGAGAUAAUGAGCUUACCGGUCUUUAACGCAAUUAUCUCCCAGGCACAGAGAUUCCUGGAAGGGACUUGUCUUGAAUACAAUAGAACUGUGGUCUGUUCAUAAAAGGCAAAGUUUGGCUCAUUAAAAUCAGUUGCACUCCCAGAACUAUGUGUCGUCUAGUUACUGGGAGGGGAAAGGACUAAUCACUGUUCAGCACUUUGUUCCAGCUCGUGGAGGAUUCGGCGGCUAAAGUCCUUAUAAGGACCAGAGCUCCCAGGACUGUGUGUCAUCCAGUCCUUGAGAGGGAAUAGAGCUAGUCCUCUAUCCUGAUCCAGGAUGGAGAGGCUCCAGGAGGACCCCAGUCAAGCCACAGUGACUGGAGCACAGCUGGGCCUCCAGAAAAGAUGGACACAUUACAAGAAGCCCUGAUCCACGCGUAUGUCCUGUUCCGCCACCUUUCGCAUCGACUUGCUGGCUUGAAGAAUUCCCAUGCAGUGCUGAUCCUGGUUCUACCCAUAGCUGGCAUUAGGUGAUCCAGGACUUAUGGACUGAGCUGUACAACACUCCUGCUCCCUCAGUUUGCCAUUGGAAGCUCCUUCAAGAGAGAGGACCAUGCUGUUAUGUCAUUACCAACAAUGGUGCACUACUAUGACCUGUUGUUAAAUGUUAAUUGUUAUAUGUUAAUCUGCCUCAAUAGCCACUCGUGAUGCAUCACACCCUGACAUAUACUGCUCAAGCCUCUGUCUUAUAACAAAAACAGUGCAGUCUUAUCAUAUCCCAUGCAAUUCUUUUUUUGGAAAGGUUUGCCUAAGCUUGUUCUUGCUGUUGUGGCAUUGCAAGCAUGUUUGUAACCCUAAGCACAGACCAGAAAUAAAAAAUGACAAAAAAGAAAGAAUAAACAAUACAUUUUACAAACCCUGUACCUAUAAGGGGCACAGUGUGACUUAGACAUAAGAAUAUCCUGGGGACCUACAUCCAGUGUCCGUCUCCAGCCCCCAGUGAUGGUGACCGAUGGUGGACCGAUGGUGACAUUACAUAUCAAUAUAUUCUGAAUAUACGUGGAUGUCUUUAAUUCAAUAAAAAAAUGAUCAAACAAUGUUUUUGUUCUCUUGGCGUGAGUCAGUUAACUCCACAUUUUCUAAUGAAUUGUGAAGAUAAUGUGCUAAAUAAGAUACAGUAAAUAAAUCAUUUAAAAUGAUAUGAUUUAGAGCAGUGAAUUUUUAUUUUCGCUUCUUUUUUUUAAUUAACUUCUAUUUCUGUUGAAAUGUUUGCCUAGUAUUCAGCGGGAGAGCACGUAUUCCCUUAAUAGGCCCUUCCUAUUUGGUUUUUAUUCACAAAGACUUAUAAAGGAGAGCAAUAGCUUCUCUGAACAGGAUAAUUUCAUAUGAACUUAACAGUCUCAUAAAUACGAUGUUUUAUGGCCAUAAAAUGCAAUUUGAAAGAAAAGGCUUACCCAGUAAUUAAAUUUACUACAGACACAGUAAACCUCGCAAGAGGUAAUUAGGAAAAUACACGGCUGAUUCUCUUGAUGUUGGUGGAACAGCAAGUAUUGCUCAAACGACAUAUUCACCUGAGAGAAAGAAUCUUCUAAGCACGUAUUAGGGAUUUGUAAAAUAUGAAACUCUAUAUUACAUACAUUUAUUAUGUAGCACGUCAUGGAAAGUAAAUGUUGCUUGCAUGCUAAACUUGGUUAAUAUUAAAAUUCAUAACUAAGGAAUAUAUCAUAUAAUGACAUAGAUUGUAAGCUCAUCUGCCCAUAAUUUGGGAUGUUACUCUUUUUUUUCUCACUGAAAAAAGUUAACCUAAACCCCAAUGUACACUUUUAAAAUAGCAGAGAAGAGAUUUAUCAAGGCAAAACAAGAAGAUAAUCAGGGGCAAAGUGCUAAAUUAGGAGCAAUCUGUUAUUUAAACAUUUACAUUGGGAUAUGGGUUAGCAUGCAGAUAUUGUUUUUGUUUUGUAUACAGUGCGGCUGAAUACCAUAAUAUAUGUUCUUUCGUUAGAGUUUUUUUCCUUUGAGUACAACAAAGACGCUUGUCUAGAACAGGUGAUAUUCUAUCUAUGUAAAGAUAGGAAAACCAGUCUUUAAAAAUAUUUGCUUGUUGCAUUAUUAAAGGAACACUAUAGUCACCUAAAUCACUUUAGCUAAAUAAAGCAGUUUUAGUGUAUAGAUCAUUCCCCUGCAAUUUCACUGCUCAAUUCACUGUCAUUUAGGAGUUAAAUCACUUUGUUUCUGUUUAUGCAGCCCUAGUCACACCUCCCCUGGCUAUGAUUGACAACUGGUUUCACUUUCAAACAGAUGUAAUUUACCUUAAAUAAUUGUAUCUCAAUCUCUAAAUUGAACUUUAAUCACAUACAGGAGGCUCUUGCAGGGUCUAGCAAGAUAUUAACAUAGCAGGGGAUAAGAAAAUCUUAAUUAAACAGAACUUGCAAUAAAGAAAGCCUAAAUAGGGCUCUCUUUACAGGAAGUGUUUAUGGAAGGCUGUGCAAGUCACAUGCAGGGAGGUGUGACUAGGGUUCAUAAACAAAGGGAUUUAACUCCUAAAUGGCAGAGGGUUGAGCAGUGAGGCUGCAGGGGCAUGUUCUAUACACCAAAACUGCUUCAUUAAGCUAAAGUUGGUCAGGUAACUAUAGUGUCCCUUUAAGGUUUAGAUGCAGGUGAUGAGUUUUUGCAUGUUGUGGCUGAGUAUUGGUGUGUAUUCCUGUGUUGCCUUCUAUAUUAUUAGAGUAGGAUGAACAGGUAUAAAGAGAUUUUAUAUAAUGGCGGAGGAACAAUAUCGUACACACAUACAACACUUCUCUGCUUCGCGCUCUGGAGAAAAGGCGGCGCAAAAAAACCACGAAUUCACAGUAUUGUUAUUACUGGAGAAUUAUUCUAGAAUACCAUUAGCAUUCUCAAAUAAUAUCUCCACAAUGCCACCCAUAAUUAAACACCUCAAAUAUGUCAGCUAAAAUCAAAUUAUCAGCAAAUUCGAAAGUUCAGUUGGAUUUUCCUUGAGGUGCAACUGCAAAACCAGAUUGAUAGAUAGAACCCACUUUAGUUACUCAUCUUCUCUUAUUGCCUCCAAUGGAUGAUGGUCAGCGCAAUAAAAUCCCUGCCAGGUGUAUGUAGCCUUCAUGUUCUGAAGUGCUCAUAUUAACUCAGUAUGUGGGAGUACUAUGUCCAGGUAAUCUUUCUGGAUCUAGAAAGUCUAUGCUCAGAAUCCCCCUGUGUCUCCCAGCUGUACUGGCUACAAUAUCACUGUUAGUGCAGGUACUGAUAAGACAUUAUGAGAAGGGUAAAUGUAGAAUCACAUAGACUUUGUUAAUUUUAAAAAUAAAUUUUUGCACAAUGAAAAUGUAAACAGUCCAAUAAAUUGUGAUAUCUUUAAAGAGAAAUGUCCAUUUGUUUCUUUGUCGCUGUGUACUAAGCGCAACUCUUGCUAGGUUGCUUAGAAUGCUGCUCACAGUGUAUACAUUGUCAUCCUUAGGAAAUUACUGCUUCCUGUGUUAUACUCCAACAAUCUCACACACCGGUUCUCAGGGACACCGACAAAAAUAAAAUAAUAGCAUAUGACAGCGUGCGAAUAUUAACAAAACAGCUGGAAUACAAUGCCAAAGGUUUGACAAAGAUAAUGAACAAGGGUUAUUUACGUGGGUUGAUUCAUAUUUACCAGUAGAGAUUCGUACAAAGUCACUAGAAUGCAGAAAUAAUGACUGUGUAGGAGUAUACUACCUGCAUACAGCAAGUAUAAUUAUACCGAGUGUCUGUGCUGUACAGGACAUGUAGUGUGUAAAUAUAACCUAUAGUGUGCUCACCUCCUCCAUUCCUCUUUCCUCGCUACUAUAAUUAUUGUUAUUAUUUAUAAAGCGCCAACAAAUUCCGCAGCACCGUACAAUGGGAGGAUUAACCUACCACAGAUUGGUGCAUUAUGAGAGGAGGGCCAACUUCUACAGAAACGCAGAGGGACAUAAUUAGACAUUUACAGAGAAAUUGGUUUUCCUGCAGGCUGAUCGCCAGUGCUGGAGCACAGGGAAAGUAAAAUGUUGUUUUCAUUGAUUUAUUCUGCAAAAUGAAACAUAGCACGUGAAUGUGCACCGAUGGAAAGAAAGGGUUUAAUCAGUGGCGUACACAUGACCCAUGGGGCCCCGGUGCGAAAAUUGAUCCGUGGGCCCCCCCCCGCACGCGGGCCGGGCCGCAACACAUGGCGGUGGGCACCUGGUCGCAGGGGUUACAGGGAUGCGACCCCUGCGACCGCGGUAUGUACGCCAGUGCAUGCAGAUGCACACACACUUAAAGGACCACUCUAGAGAAACUGCUAUGUUUAUGAAUGGGUUAAGCCUUCCCCUAUUUCCUCUCGCGGCUGUCUCAUUGAUUUUCACAGUGAGAGCACGCCAGCGUCCAUAGGAAAGCAUUAUGAAUGCUUUCCUAUGUGAUCGGCUGAAUGCGCGCGCAGCUCUUGCCGCCCGUGCGCAUACAGCCGACGGGGAGGAGAAGAGGAGGAUCGGAGGAGGAGAGCUCUCUGCCCAGCGCUGGAAAAAGGUAAGUUUUACCCCUUUUCCCCUUUCCAGAGCUGGGCGGGAGGGGGUCCCUGAGGGACCACUACAGACACCCAGAUCACAUCAGCUCAAUGAAGUUGUCUGGGUGUCACGUCCCUCUAGUUUUAACCCUGCAGCUGAAAACAUAGCAGUUUCAGAGAAACUGCUAUGUUUCACUGAGGGUUAAUCCAGCCUCUAGUGGCUGUCUCACUGACAGCCGCUAGAGGAGCACACUGAACGUCCAUAGGAAAGCAUUGAGUAAUGCUUUCCUAUGGGCGAUUUGAAUGCGUGCGCGGUCGCAUUCAGAGCUGAGAGGCUGAGGGAUCCCCAGCGCCAAGGGAGUCCGGCGCUGGAGAAAGGUAAGUGCUGAAGACACACACACACUUACAGACGCAUACACACUAGCUAACAGACACACAUUUACUGACAGAGACACAGUCAGCGACAGACAUACAUACACUCUCAUUGACAAACACACACUCACUUACAGACAUCAAACAGACUCACUAACACACACACUCAGUAAGACACACACAGUAACACACUCACUGACACUAACUAGCAGACACACACACUAACACUCACUCUAACACUCACACACACUCAAACACUAACACUAGUUUUUUGUUUUUUUUAAAUGUAAUCCCCCCAGCCUCCUUACCUUUUGGAGUGCUGGGGGGGAUUCCCUGGGGUCCAGUGGUGCUGCUGAGCUCCUGGGCGGGUGGCCGGUCGGGCGGGCUGGCGGGCGCGCGAGGGAGCACUCAGCGCUUCCUCUUCAGCUCCCUCGCGCGCUGCGUAGGGAUGACGUCAUCUUCCGGCUCCGGUAUCAGUGCGCGAGGGAGCUGAAGAGAAAGCACUGAGUGCUCCCUCGCCCGCCUGCCCGCCCGACCAGCCACCCGCCCAGGAGUGUGUGUGUGACAGCAGGGCCAGCCUCGGGGGGGCCCUCGGGUGGUCGGCUCCUGGGCCCCCCAGGGGAAGAGGCUGGCCCUGUGGCUACAUACCGGGUCGCAGGGGCGGCCGGUCGCAGCCGCGACCCCUGCGACCCUGGUGUGUACGCCACUGGGUUUAAUGUUCUACAAGUACCGUGAGUUUCUUACAUAACACAUGAUAUAAAGUCCCUUUAAUUCAGGUGAAAACCUUUUCAAGCAGCACCGAUAUCUUAGAACAUGUUGGUAAACGAUGACUGAUCUGUUGUUUUUAUGUCUCCUUUCUGAAGGGUAUCAUCGCUGCCUAUAAAAACGGAGUGAGCAUUCAGGAAAAUGAUACCAGCCUGGAGACGUGGAGCUUUGCGGGAUCCUUCUUCUUCUCAGUAACCGCUAUAACAACAAUCGGUGCGUACGGAAUUAGCUCUGACCACAGCACUGACUCCAUCUGCCCAUGAAAGGCCGCGGAAGGUCUGCUCUCAAAUGUUUGUUGCUAGUAGACUUUCAUGUCAUACACCCCCUUGCUCUGUAAAACAAAAAGGAAUGCUAGAUCAUUUAACCUCUGCUUUUAUUUCUAGAGGCUCUAAAUAUUUACAUAUGUUACUGUCAUUUUUGUUUAGAUCCUGAAUUUGUUGUCCACGGAACCUUGUAAGGACAGCACUUCAUCUCAUAUUUACCGUUAUUGGGUGGAAUGGAUGAAUGAUCAGUAUAUAUUUACCAGUGUGGGUGGAAUGGAUGAACGAUCAGUAUAUAUUUACCAGUGUGGGGUGGAAUGGAUGAAUGAUCAGUAUAUAUUUACUGGUGUGGGUAGAAUAGAUGAAUGAUCAGUAUAUAUUUACCGGUGUGGGUGGAAUGGAUGAAUGAUCAGUAUAUAUUUACCGUUAUUGGGUGGAAUGGAUGAAUGAUCAGUAUAUAUUUACCGGUGUGGGUGGAAUGAAUGAAUGAUCAGUAUAUAUUUACCGGUGUGGGUGGAAUGGAUGAAUGAUCAGUAUAUAUUUACCGGUGUGGGUGGAAUGGAUGAAUGAUCAGUAUAUAUUUACCGGUAUGGGGUGGAAUGGAUGAAUGAUCAGUAUAUAUUUACCGGUGUGGGUGGAAUGGAUGAAUGAUCAGUAUAUAUUUACCGUUAUUGGGUGGAAUGGAUGAAUGAUCAGUAUAUAUUUACCGGUGUGGGUGGAAUGAAUGAAUGAUCAGUAUAUAUUUACCGGUGUGGGUGGAAUGGAUGAAUGAUCAGUAUAUAUUUACCGGUGUGGGUGGAAUGGAUGAAUGAUCAGUAUAUAUUUUCCGGUAUGGGGUGGAAUGGAUGAAUGAUCAGUAUAUAUUUACCGGUAAGGGGUGGAAUGGAUGAAUGAUCAGUAUAUAUUUACCGGUGUGGGUGGAAUGGAUGAAUGAUCAGUAUAUAUUUACCGGUGUGGGGUGGAAUGGAUGAAUAAUCAGUAUAUAUUUACCGGUGUGGGUGGAAUGGAUGAAUGAUCAGUAUAUAUUUACCGGUAUGGGGUGGAAUGGAUGAAUGAUCAGUAUAUAUUUACCGGUGUGGGGUGGAAUGGAUGAAUGAUCAGUAUAUAUUUACCAGUGUGGGUGGAAUGAAUGAAUGAUCAGUAUAUAUUUACCGGUGUGGGUGAAUGAAUGAAUGAUCAGUAUAUAUUUACCGGUGUGGGUGGAAUGGAUGAAUGAUCAGUAUAUAUUUACCGGUGUGGUGUGAAAUGGAUGAAUGAUCAGUAUAUAUUUACCGGUGUGGGUGGAAUGGAUGAAUGAUCAGUAUAUAUUUACCAGUGUGGGUGGAAUGGAUGAAUGAUCAGUAUAUAUUUACCGGUGUGGUGUGGAAUGGAUGAAUGAUCAGUAUAUAUUUACCGGUGUGGGUGAAUGAAUGAAUGAUCAGUAUAUAUUUACCGGUGUGGGGUGGAAUGGAUGAAUGAUCAGUAUGUAUUUACCGGUGUGGGUGAAUGAAUGAAUGAUCAGUAUAUAUUUACCGGUGUGGGUUGAAUGGAUGAACGAUCAGUAUAUAUUUACCGGUGUGGGUGGAAUGAAUGAAUGAUCAGUAUAUAUUUACCGGUGUGGGUGAAUGAAUGAAUGAUCAGUAUAUAUUUACCGGUGUGGGGUGGAAUGGAUGAAUGAUCAGUAUAUAUUUACCGGUGUGGGUGGAAUGGAUGAAUGAUCAGUAUAUAUUUACCGGUGUGGGUGGAAUGGAUGAAUGAUCAAUAUAUAUUUACCGGUGUGGGGUGGAAUGGAUGAACGAUCAGUAUAUAUUUACCGGUAUGGGGUGGAAUGGAUGAAUGAUCAGUGUAUAUUUACCGGUAUGGGUGGAAUGGAUGAAUGAUCAGUGUAUAUUUACCGGUGUGGGUGGAAUGGAUGAAUGAUCAGUAUAUAUUUACCGGUAUGGGGUGGAAUGGAUGAAUGAUCAGUAUAUAUUUACCCGUGUGGGUGGAAUGGAUGAAUGAUCAGUAUAUAUUUACCGGUGUGGGGUGGAAUGGAUGAACGAUCAGUAUAUAUUUACCAUGCUGCUUUAUGUGCUAUACGCGUUCGGUGUUUUAGUGUUCUUUAAUAAGUCCACCAGGGGGCAGCAUUUCUCUUUAUGAAAUAAUCUACAACUUUCAUUCUUGCCACCGUGAAGCUUAGUCAGGUCCAUGCAGUUGGCUAGGAGUAUGAUAUUAAGGCAAGAGGUCAUGUGAUACUAGGAGUAUAAUAAUAAGGCAAGAGGUCAUGUGGUACUAGGAGUAUAAUAAUAGGGCAAGGGGUCAUGUGAAGUGGUGCCUUUUUAGGUUAUAUCCAUUUCUUUGAACAAACAAAAUAAUCUUUCUACACAGCUGUGUUUUUCGUGGACUUUGAAAAACAUGAUUUUGUUCAUUUUGUGCUGUAUAUUUCAUGUAUUUGAUAAAUAUUACAAGAUUGUUUUAUAAACUGACAAGUAAACAUUCUAUAAUGGUCAGAAAAUACCAUCUUUACUUAUUUCGGUUUUAUCCUGCUAAGUAUAGUGAUCCUCUUUCUUAUGAUUCGCUGUAGCCAUUUUAAUUGUGGUUUUCUACACACACAUAUAUACACACACACACACACACACACACACACACACACACACACCUCUGUGGGCUAAUGCAUCAGCACUUCAAUCUGUUCAACUCUUGGUUGCAGAUUCAAAUCCUUGCAGGGUCAACUCAGCUCUUCAUCCUUCCGAGGUAGAUAAAAUGAGUACCAUGUGAUUGGGUAAUAGUAACAUCCCCAGGAUGUACUUGGAAACCAGAGUAAUCUGAAUGUACCUUUCCUGGUUAAAUACUUUGUUAUUAUUAAAGCUGCAACUCUUAAGGAGCUUAUCAAGCAGCCCCUAGUGGGCACCUGUGGAACUACAGUCUGCUCACUGCACUUAAACAGUUAGUGGUUCUAGGUUAUUCAUAUUUCAAAAUAAUUUUGUAUUCACACAUUACACUGUGUUUACGUGAAUAUGGCUUUUUAUAUUGCUGUUACAUCAAUCAAUAUAGGUAGAAUUUGUGUUAUUUUUAAAUACUGAUUUACCAUUUUCCAUUAAAAAUAAAAUGCCCCUAACCAGUGGUUACUAAUUCCAGUCAUCUACGUAUAGGUUGCAUUACAACUCCUAGUAUUCUGAGCCAGCGUCACACAAACUUUGGACACCCCAGCCUUAUUGAUGGAUUAAGGUGUUCACCCCAAUUUUUUAUUAAUUAUAAUUAUCAUAAUUGGAUUUUCCGUAGUACAACACAUCAUUGAUAGACACGCUUAGUAACAAUAAUACCAUUUUUGGUCACUCCGAUAAACCCCCUCCUACUGUCAGGUCUAAAAACUUUUAAAACGUUACCAUUGUACAGAGCUACGGAAUCUGAUGGCGCUAUAUAAAUAAUAAAAUAAUAAUAAAAUAAUAACACUUUAUAAAGAAUGAGAAAGUAACCACGAAUGUGGGAUCUGGUGCAUGCAUGUUGCAAAGUUUGAAAAAAAGAUUCAGUCAGAAACAGAAGGCAAUAUGAACACAACUUUAUCAUUAAGACAUUUAAAAAUAAACAGCUAAACAUUUGUUUUUGGGAAGUUCUGCCAGCAUCCGACACAGAUUGUGCAGUAAUUCAUGUGCCAAGCCAGUUACAGUAUGUGUUUAGUACCAUUCCUGUAGGAACAUGCUGCCACCUAGUGUUUGAAUUGGGCACAGAUGAACAGGUGUACUUGAAAAUGGCUCACUGUCCCUUUGCUGAUUUUAUUCAGGACUUUAUUAUGAAACAAAUAUAUAUAUGGCACAAUUCUUAGUGAAACAACAAGGAAUCCAUGUUUGGAAAAACUGGAAAGAGAUUAAAUCGAUUUUAUUUGUUUUAAACAAAAUAAUUGUUUUGUAAACAUUUUAUUUUCUGGAAUGCCAACAUAUUUUAAAAUUGUGUCCAUUUACAUAAAAAAAUUUUUUAUUGGGCCGGUGUUCAGUAUAAUGUUCUUGUAACAGCUUACGAAUAAGCACAGUAUAUGCUCUAGUACUGGCAAACCUUGGAGUGCCAGUCUUAUUUUAUGAAAUGGUUGUGUUUGUUGCCGUAUUCUGUUUGUGUUGUUUAUGGGUGCUGCUGUUACUUUGUAGCAAUGCCUUUGUGUGUCUGUGGGCUGUUACAUUGUAUAUUUUCAUGAGUAGUUUGUGGUAUUGUGUAAUGAUACCAUGUAUGGGGGCUACUUGUGUAAUUGUGUAUGUGUGUUAUAUGUCACAUGGUGUAUAUAUGUGUGGGGUAGCUUGUGGUAUUGCAUGUGAGAGGCUGUUUGUGGGGUUGGGUGCGUGUAUAUGGAUUGUCAGUGGUGUUGUGUUUGGGGGGACUGUGAAUGGGCUGUUUGUAUUAUAUAUUGGGGGGCUUAGUCUGCAGCUCAGUGUAUAUCUAGCUGUGUGGGUGGUUUCCCUGGGGCCCCAGUGGGGACCAGGCUGGCCAGGUACAGGUCAAGGACCGGAGCUGCAAUAACUGCUGCGGGCUGCUCUACUCCAGAUUCCCAUUCACAAGUGCUGAGAGGAAGUGAUCUGAGAUCACUUCUGGUAAGUGCUGCAAUGCAUAUAGUGAGGAUUGUCUAUCACCACCUGCUCGGUUUGCACGAGCAGAGGUCUGAAAUCCCACAGGGACUGCUGAUAGGCCUGAGCCUGUUUGGAUCUGGCAGGCUUGAGUGCGAUGCAAAGACACCUCGAGUACCGUGCAUGGCACACAUGUCAUAGGUUGCUGACCCCCCACUCUAGUUCAAUUGAAAUACUCAAAUACCAUCUUAUCAGUCAUUUUAAAAGGACAAGCUAGCCAAUAGGAAAAAAAAUUUUUUAAUACAGAUAAUGUGCUAAAAAUGUGCAAAGUAAUGUAAAAAAAAUGUAUGCCGACCUAUGAAGAUACCGUGUUUCAUUUGCAAGGGCAAAUCUAAAAUUUAGAUUCUGGUGACAUCUGGCAAUGUGGAAAAAGUGUUGUGACAGUAUGUAUAUCACUGUAUUAAGAAUUCCAGGAUAAUGUGACCAGUAGCACUCUGCGUGUGGACAUCCCUGGUUCAAUGCAAUGUUGGGUGAGCCUGGUACCUAUGUGACCAGUAGCACUCUGCGUGUGGACAUCCCUGGUUCGAUGCAAUGUUGGGUGAGCCUGGUACCUAUGUGACCAGUAGCACUCUGCGUGUGGACAUCCCUGGUUCGAUGCAAUGUUGGGUGAGCCUGGUACCUAUGUGACCAGUAGCACUCUGCGUGUGGACAUCCCUGGUUCGAUGCAAUGUUGGGUGAGCCUGGUACCUAUGUGACCAGUAGCACUCUGCGUGUGGACAUCCCUGGUUCGAUGCAAUGUUGGGUGAGCCUGGUACCUAUGUGACCAGUAGCACUCUGCGUGUGGACAUCCCUGGUUCGAUGCAAUGCUGGGUGAGCCUGGUACCUAUGUGACCAGUAGCACUCUGCGUGUGGACAUCCCUGGUUCGAUGCAAUGCUGGGUGAGCCUGUUACCUAUGUGACCAGUAGCACUCUGCGUGUGGACAUCCCUGGUUCGAUGCAAUGCUGGGUGAGCCUGGUACCUAUGUGAUCAGUAGCACUCUGCGUGUGGACAUCCCUAGUUCGAUGCAAUGCUGGGUGAGCCUGGUACCUAUGUGAUCAGUAGCACUCUGCGUGUGGACAUCUCUGGUUCGAUGCAAUGCUGGGUGAGCCUGGUACCUAUGUGAUCAGUAGCACUCUGCGUGUGGACAUCCCUGGUUCGAUGCAAUGCUGGGUGAGCCUGGUACCUAUGUGACCAGUAGCACUCUGCGUGUGGACAUCCCUGGUUCGAUGCAAUGCUGGGUGAACCUGGUACCUAUGUGAUCAGUAGCACUCUGCGUGUGGACAUCUCUGGUUCGAUGCAAUGCUGGGUGAGCCUGGUACCUAUGUGACCAGUAGCACUCUGCGUGUGGACAUCCCUGGUUCGAUGCAAUGCUGGGUGAGCCUGAUACCUAUGUGAUCAGUAGCACUCCGCGUGUGGACAUCCCUGGUUUGAUGCAAUGCUGGGUGAGCCUGGUACCUAUGUGACCAUUAGCACUCUGCGUGUGGACAUCCCUGGUUCGAUGCAAUGCUGGGUGAGCCUGGUACCUAUGUGAUCAGUAGCACUCUGCGUGUGGACAUCCCUGGUUCGAUGCAAUGCUGGGUGAGCCUGGUACCUAUGUGACCAGUAGCACUCUGCGUGUGGACAUCCCUGGUUCGAUGCAAUGCUGGGUGAGCCUGGUACCUAUGUGACCAGUAGCACUCUGCGUGUGGACAUCCCUGGUUCGAUGCAAUGCUGGGUGAGCCUGGCACCUAUGUAUGACAGAAUGAGCAUGCUUUGAUGAGAAUUGCGUCAAUAGCAUGAACCCCACUCUAUUCCUAGAAUCAUCCUUUGCCCUCCUGAUAGUCUCUUGUUUUCAAAAGUUGAUGAUAGUAUGCUGUACCUGAUGUAUGUAAUUUCCCUUUGAGCUCUUUACAACCACUAAGUAGAGAAGGAUGUGGCUUCCAAAAUUUGUCUUGGAGGACAUGAGAAUAUGAUGGCUGGUGAUGGAAGCUACUUGCUCUGGCUGGUGGUUUCCAUUCAUUGCAAUGUGACAUGGACAUAGAAAGUUCACAUGAAAAUCUAUAUAAAUAUUAUUCCAUGAAACGCGUUAUCUGCCUGUAUGUCCUUUGUUUUCCCAUUUCACGCUGUGAUGUGUAAGAGCUAAACUUGUUGUAUAGCUUCACUAAUUCCUUCAUUAUGUUAAUGUUUGGACAGUAACAUGUAAACCUAUGUUUCAAUGUUACUGUAAAAGUACUCUUCUGUUUUCUUUAUAAAGGUUACGGGAAUAUUAGUCCAGCGACUGUGGGCGGUCGGAUCUUCUGCAUUUUCUUCGCUCUGUUUGGGAUUCCACUGAACUUGAUUCUUCUGAAUCGAAUUGGGCAGAGAAUGCUCUCCGCAGUGCACAAAUGUGCAAAUCUACUAGAGGAAAAAAUUCAUCAGCAGGUAUUGACUUGACAAAAUGUUUAAUUUACUGCGCUGGUGUCUUGUAAUCAUUUUAUUAACUGGAGUAGUGGAUAACUGGAUUAAUAUAUAAUCGCCAUUAAUAUUGAUAUCUAUUAAAAAGUGUGUGAUUAUAUAAUAAAACUUGUGUUUCUUUUGUUUUGUUUAUGAUAUAAAAGACAGCAAAGAUCUUGGCGUAUUUCUUUGCGCUUGUGAUGGGUCUCCUGCUGUUCUUCCUGCUUCCACCGAUACUCUUUAAAGGCAUCGAAGGAUGGACGUACGAGGAAGGAUUUUACUAUGCCUUCAUCACCCUCAGCACAAUAGGCUUUGGAGACUACGUAAUCGGUGGGUAUCCUGAAUGUACAGGAAAAUGCUUCGAGGAAGGGGAGAAAUACAGUGUAACGUUUUCAAUACUGAGUAAAAAGAGGUUAGAUUGACAUUCUUAGCACUUUUACAGUUUUGUGUAUAAGCAGUUGGUCAGGAAUACCAGAAAAUAUGAGAAUUAAAAUGUGAAAUUUACAUUUGAUAUAAUGAUUUUAUGAUUUAGACAGUAUAUAAUGUUAUAUGGUGUUUGUAUCUUCAAUGUUUCAGACAGGUUAUACAUUAUAAGUAUAGAACAGAAAUACCAUUUAUAUCCAAUGUUGAAUGUGGGACAAAAUCUAAAUGAAAUAGGGAUAUAUAUGUAUCAUAUUCACACAUAUCUAAAUCACACUUGGCACCUUGUUGGCCAGGACAGCGAAGGAGGGUUGUGAACAAGGACUUGCAGGAGGUGGCACAAUUAGCUUUUACUGGCUCCAUAUGUAAAGGGGGAUGCCAUUCAGAUAGAUAUGGGUCCUGUGUGCCAGGCUGUCUGGUGAGGUGACCGAAACUAAGGCUGCCCAUACCUACUGAAAUGCUUAGUCCUCUAAUUCUCCUCUACUGCAUAGCGAGCACAAGUAGAUGUGUGAUAGUGCUAAAUCCUGCUCCUGCAGUCUAACUGCUCAAAUCUCUGCUAUUUAGGAGUUUAAUCACUUUUGUUGCUGGUUAUGCUGCCCAAACCACACCUCCCCUGGCUGUGACUCACGCAGCCAAUGUGAAAAUAAUUGUUUAAUUUACUUUAGAAGUUCUUAUCUCCUUCUCUGUUAAUUGACCUUUAAUCACACACCUGCAGGCUAUUAACAGAUUAGGGUCCAAGAAAUUCUAAAUUAAACAAACUGUCCAAUAAAGGAAGUUUGAACACUAGAUCUCUCUUUACAGAAAUAGUGUAGAGUGUAGGUCACAGCAGGGGUGUGUGACUAGGGCUGCAUAAACAAAGUGAUUUAACUCCUAAAUGGCAGAGAAUUGAACAGUGAGACGGCAGGGGCAUGAUCUAUACACCAAAACUGCUUCACUAAGCUAAAGUUGUUUUGGGGACUACAGUGUCCUUAUAAAUUAUCAUAGUUACAUAGCUGAAAAGAGACUUGCAUCCAUCAAGUUCAGCCUACCUCACAUUUGUUUUUUUGCUGUUGAUCCAAAAGAAGGCAAAAAAACCCAGUUUGAAGCACAAUUUUGCAACAAGCUAGGAAAAAAAUUCCUUCUUGACCCCAGAAUGGCAGUCAGAUUUAUCCUUGGAUCAAGCAGUUAUUACCCUACAUUGAAAGAUUAUAUCCUUGAAUAUUCUGUUCUUGCAAGUAUGCAUCUAGUAGCCAUUUGAACAUCUGUAUGGACUCUGAUAAAACCACUUCUUCAGGCAGAGAAUUCCACAUCCUGAUUGUUCUUACAGUAAAAAAACCUUUCCUUUGCCUUAGACGAAAUCUUCUUUCUUCCAGUCUAAACGCAUGGCCUCGUGUCCUAUGUAAAGUCCGGUUUGUGAAUAGAUUUCCACACAAUGGUUUGUAUUGGCCCCGAAUAUAUUUGUAUCAUGUUAUCAUAUCCCCUCUCAGGCGACGUUUUUCUAAACUAAAUAGGUUUAAAUUUGUUAACCUUUCUUCAUAGCCGAUAUGUUCCAUUCCUUUUAUUAGUUUUGUAGCCCGCCUCUGCACUUUUUCUUGUGCCAUAAUAUCCUUCUUUAGAACAGGUGCCCAAAAUUGCACAGCAUAUUCAAUAUGGGGUCUUACCAGUGAUUUAUAAAGAGGCAAAAUUAUAUUCUUGUCCCAAGAAUGAAUGCCCUUUUUCAUGCAUGACAAUACCUUACUGGCCUUGGCCACUGCUGAUUGACAUUGCACAUUGUUGCAUAGUUUGUUGUCUAUAACAAUUCCCAAGUCCUUUUCAUGUGUUGUUAUCCCUAAUUCGCUUCCAUUAAGGGUAUACGUUGCUUGUGUAUUCUUUACGCCGAAGUGCAUAACUUUGCAUUUUUCAACAUUAAAUUUCAUCUGCCAUUUGAGUGCCCAGUCCAUCUAAAUCCCUCUGCAGCAAAGUAAUAUCUUGCUCACAUUGUAUUAUUUUACAAAGUUUUGUGUCAUCUGCAAACACUGAAACAUGACUUUCAAUGCGGUCUUCAAGAUCAUUUAUAAACAUGUUAAAUAGAAGAGGUCCCAGAACAGACCCCUGAGGGACACCACUUGCUACCUCUGUCCAGCUUGAAAAUUUAAUGACAAAUCUUUGUACUCUGUUUUUAAGCCAAUGUUCUACCCAAGAACAAACAUUUUCAUCUAGACCGAUUUCCUUGAGUUUGAACACUAAUCUAUUGUGUGGAACUGUAUCAAAUGCCUUGGCAAAAUCCAAAUAGAUCACAUCCACUGGAACACCCUGAUCUAUACUUCUACUUACUUCUUCGUAGAACGCAAUCAAGUUAGUUUGACAUGACCUGUGCUUCAUAAAACCAUGCUGAUUUUUGCUGAUAACCAUGUUGUUCUCAAGGAAUUCUUGAAUAUUAUCCCUUAAUAACCUUUCAAAUAUUUUCCCAGCCACAGAAGUUAAGCUCACAGGUCUAUAAUUUCCAGGCAAAGAUUUUGAACCCUUUUUGAAUAUAGGAACCACAUCUGCCUUCCUCCAAUCCUGCGGAACACUUCCUGAAAGAAAAGAAUCUUGAAAGAUUAAAAACAGAGGUUCACUUAUUUCUGCACUUAGUUCCUUAAGUACAAGUGGAUGGAUACCAUCAGGCCCUGGAGCUUUGUUUAUAUUAACUUUCUUUAGUUGCUACAGCACCUUGUCUUGAGUUAACCAAUUACAAUUAUUCUGCAAGUUUUUAGUAGCAAUCAUUUGCACAGUAGAACUAGUAGUCAGCAUUAGAAGAUGAAUGUCAGUUCUGCUCCUGAUGCUGUGUGUCGUCCAGUCAUUGGGAUCUGUAUGGGGAUAUUCGUGAAUUACCUUGCUUGUUAGAAUUAUUACUUCAUGGGAUUUUUCAUCACUUGUUCCUGAGCCUCACUGGGAUCUUAGUGGAGUUAACCUGUGAAAUACCAGGCAUCCGCUACAGAAGACAUUAUCUCUAUUCAGAUCCACUUGUAGUGUACUUGAAACAUUCGUGUAAUAGGUUGAUUGUGUUAGUUACUGAUGUCCUGUUUAUGGUAACAUGUCACAUGUCUGUAUUUUCCUUUAGGGCGGGUUCCAGAUAAACAAUAUCCUGGCUGGUACAGGAAUGUGGUGUCCGUAUGGAUUCUCCUUGGCAUGGCGUGGCUGGCGUUAGUUAUAAACCUCUGUAUAAGCUUACUGGAGAGUUACAGUGAGGUGAUCCACUGCUGCAGAAAGAAGGAGAAUAAAGUGAUGGACUCAGAGCUCAUGGACAUUGUCCACGGAGGAAGUAUGCCGACUGCACCAAAAGAGAAAGCGGAUAUAAAGGACACAUUGGCUGCACUAAAAGAAAAAGAGGACAUGAAGGACGCACUGCCUAUGCUAAAGGAAAAAGAAGAAGUAAGGGACACAGCUGCGAUAAAGGAGAAAGAGUACAUGCUUAGUGUUAUUGAUACAAAACUAGAGUCUCCAGACUGAGAGGCUUGCACGGACGGUUGUACAAUCAUAAUUUAGAAAAAAAAAAACUUAAUGGAAAAGGAUCAAGGAUUUUUAUUAGACAAACAUUGGAUAUGUGAAUGGGGCCAGGAAAUUCCACUCAUCUGAACAAAAGCCAAGCAGCAUAUGAUCGAAGCCAGGAUCCAGAGCUUCAGAAACGCUAUCGACGUAGUCCAGCGCUCUUAAGAAACUAUAUUUUAUCCAUGUUAAUCAUCUUUCAUACAGAUCAAAAAAACACACCGGUGAUAAGAAUAUCAGUUAGUUUGACAUAACUUAUGUAAUUAUUGCCAAAUGAAGGCACCAAACAAGUUCAUUAGCAGAAGGACCUCUUCUUCUGGCAGAUCUUGUGUUGAAUUCCACCAAGAAAGAGAUAAGUAUGGUUCCAGUUUCUCCUGAUCAUCUGAUUGUUAUCAUCCAGAAGAUGAAGAAUGAUAAGCAGCACAAAGGAUUAUCUACAGUAAACACAAUUGUUAUUUCACUGUAAGAUAACACUCGCUUGUGGCUUGGUAAUGACACAAGUGGAGUGUUUGCCCGGGAUUCAGAGAGUGACUUAAUAUUAUAUAUUGUUUACACAUUUUUUAUAUUUUCUACUACUUGAAAUAUAUUGACUUUAUGCAGCAAGUCAGCCAAUGUCGUAUUUCUCUUUUCUAUGAUUUUUGUAUAAGCUGUAAUUGUUUGAAAUAACACAGGCUGUUUCCAUUGAUGCUUUGACAAAGGGAAUUUCCAGUUAUUGUGUCAUCAGAACUGAGAAUGUCCAUUAUAAAAUGAUGGCAAAAGGUGAGUUAUAACACCAUACAGUGCUCAAACUAGAAACAUGGCAAUGGCAACUCGGCACCAAAUGCAAUGCAAAGUAUUAUAACAAUAAACAAUCCAGGGUGUAAUAUUUAAAUAAUGUCCUCAGGGGGAUUCUCAGCAUGUGCUCUGACUCAACAAUUAUCACCGGAAACACAAGGAAUGGGAUAUGAUAGUGUGUCAGCAGGGGAUGCAGAUGCAUGGACCACUAGGGAAUGUAUGCCAGCCAGCAGCAGCACACCCUGGUCCACCAGACUAGGCAGUAAACGCUCUGUACAAAUAAUGGAGGCAGGGUUGCAGGCGGGUUACAGGGAUAGACAGUAAAAGCAUGCAAUCCAAGACCACAGGAGAGAAACUCUGUCAUUAAAUGUAUUGUUAAUGCAUCUGUGCAUAUGUGUCAGUGUCUGUGUACCUCAGUGUAUGUAUAUGGGCAUGUCUGUCACUGUUUGUGUGUCAGUGUAUGUAUCUGUACAUGUGUGUCAGUUUUUGUGUUUGUCAGUGUAUGUAUAGGUGCUUUUUGUGUUAGUGUUUGUUUGUAUCUGAGCAUGUGUGUGAGUGUUUAUGCGCAUCAGUGUAUGUAUCUGUGCAUAUGUGUCAGUGUAUGCAUCUGUACAUGUGUGUCAGUUUUUGUGUAUCUAAGUGUAUGUAUGGUUACAUAUGUGUCAGUGUUUUGUGUGUCUCGGUGUUUGUAUCUGUGCUGGUGUGUCAGUGCCGGUCAUUUUAUGCAUAUGUGCACGUUUGUCAGUGUUAUGUGUGUGGCAGUGUAUGUAUCUGUGCUUGUGUGUCAGUGUAUGUAUCUGUAUAGGUGUGUCAGUGUUUUGUGUGUGUCAGUGUAUGCAUCUGUAUAUGUGUGUCAGUGUUUGUGUGUCAGUGUAUGUCCGUUAAUGCAUCUAUUCAUAUGUGUCAGUGUCUGUAUGUAUCAAUGUAUGUAUCUGUGCAUGUGUGUCACUGUUUGUGUGUCAGUGUAUGGAUCUGUGCAUAUGUGACAG